UGAGUUUAUUUUCGUAAGGCGUUUUUUGUAUCGAUUUUUCGAGAAUCUGUUUUAGCUGUUUUUUUUUGUAGUGAUAAAUUGUUUUAUUUUUAUGAUAAAAGGUUAGGCUAGUUAUUGUUUCUGUCAGACUGUUCUGUUUUUUUCUUUUUGGUUGUGGAUUGUGAAAAAUCGUGAAAUGUAGAAAUGGCAUCGAAAGAAAAAAACAUUUGUAUCGAAAAGAUAUUUUGUUAUGAAACGAAAAAUUUUUUCUAUGUAAUUGGAUCGAGUAGUUGCAAAAACAAACAUCGAAUUCUCAAAUUGGAUCGCCGAAACAAAUUACAUCUGGAAAUAGAAUGCCUAGAUAAUGUUAUGAAUACGAAUGAAAUGAUGAACUAUCUACGUGAACAAGGUUUCGAUUCGAACAAAAGAAUCGAGCCAACUGUUGCAUUCGGUAUUGCAGGUUUUGUUCGCUUUCUCGAAGGUUACUACAUGAUCCUGAUUAUAAAACGUCGUUGCAUCGCUAUGAUUGGAAUGCAUUGUAUAUACAAAAUCGAGGAUACUCUGAUGAUUUAUGUGCCUAACGAAGAGAAAACUGCCGCCGACGAACAACGAUAUCUUCGAAUAUUCAAUAAUGUUGAUCUCAAAAGCAAUUUCUAUUUCAGCUAUAGCUACGAUCUAUCCAACUCACUACAGUAUAAUCUAUGUCCUCAGAUUCCAAAUGCUAUCAACAAUGUUCGCUGGGGUUUUGGUUCCGGACAAACCGUUUGGGAUGUGAGCGACAAAUCGACGACGACGACGAUGAUGAAUGGCCAGCCAACAGACGAUGGAUCCAUCUAUAUCAAACCCAAUAUGAAAUUUGUUUGGAAUGAAUAUUUGUUGACACCUAUGCAGACUGUACACAAUGAUUUCUACCUUUACGUAUGUCAUGGAUUCGUCGGACAAGCAAUGCUUCCGAUUGAUGGUCGCAAUCUGAUUAUCACAAUAAUUGCCCGUCGAUCGAAAAAGUAUGCUGGAACCAGAUUUCUGAAAAGGGGUGCUAAUUGUGAUGGCUUCCCAGCUAACGAGGUCGAAACUGAACAGAUCGUACACGAUGGUAACAUAUCCUCUUUUCGGUAUGGUCUUUUUUCAUCGUUCGUACAGUUACGUGGUUCUGUCCCCGUUUAUUGGUCUCAAAACAGCGCUAAAAUGACUCCCAAACCUUCUAUCAAUAUUGACAUCAACGAUCCGUUAUUUGAGGCAGCUGGAAAACAUUUUAACAAUCUGCUUUAUAAUUAUGGUUCGCCCGUUAUUGUGCUCAAUCUUGUCAAACGAAAAGAAAAACGGGCCCAGGAAAGCAUCUUAUUCAAUCAGUUUGAAAGUUCAAUCGAAUAUCUGAACCAAUUUUUGCCUAAACUACACCAUAUAAUGCUAGUUGGCUAUGAUAUGGCCAAAUCAAAGAAACAGGACGAUAAUGUUAUCAGCUGCUUGACCAACAUUGCACAGUAUACAUUGCGCAAAACUGGCUUCUUUAUGAACCGGUUGAUAGCGGCAAGCAGUCGACCUUCUCAAUCUGUAGUGCAGACUGGCAUUGUACGAGUCAAUUGCGUCGAUUGUCUGGAUCGUACCAACACAGCUCAAUGUGUCAUCGGUAUGGUCGCAUUGGGUCAUCAACUUUAUUCGAUGGGUGUGCUCUACAAACCGGAAAUCGAUCCAGAUACCGACAUGGUAAGGCUGUUAGAAGAAUUGUACGAGGAUCAUGGUGAUACACUGGCUUUGCAAUAUGGAGGUUCACAGCUUGUUCAUCGAAUCAAAACCUACAGAAAAGGUCCUCCAAUUACCUCUCAGUCGAAAGACAUCAUGCAAUCGCUAUCUCGUUACUAUAGCAACGCAUUUGGUGAUUGGGACAAGCAAACUGCCAUUAAUCUUUUCUUGGGUGUCUACGACACGAAUCGCCGAGAUUUACCUUUCAUUUGGAAUCUAAACAGCGAUUACGAAUUGCAUCACAAUUUUUUAGGGUCUGAUUUUAAUGAUCGCAACGCAAUCAAUCGUUCCAUAAUAGCUUCAUUAACUUCCACCUCGAUGUCGCAGCAACGUAUUCGUUUUACUAAGUGGUGGUCCGAUCAGGUGGCUUUGAGUUUGCCUCGAGCAGCGAAAGAGCUGUUCAAGUAUACCAAAGAAGGCAUGUCUCAACGAGAUUUGCAAUUUGUCAAACAGAUCGAUGCUUAUGACUGGUUUUUUGAUGUACAUAGACUGCAAGAGAAUACGGUAUUUGUUGAAAUGUUUUUGUUCAACAUGAAAAAGUCUAAAUACUAUGGCCAUUACAAACGUAAGCUUACUUCAUAUCGUAAUCAGAAUCGACAUUCACUGGUUGGCAUUCCGAUCAUAAUGCGUUCAACUGCUGACGAAUCCGAAUCGGAUGAUGAGUCUGAUGACGAACGUGACAAAAUUAUCAUCCGUUUUGAAAACGAUUUGCAUUCGAUUUCACUGGAUCAGGUGGAAGAGGCAAACCAUAGCAGCACCCGUGUCAAUUCUGGCCACGAUGGCCAUUCGACUGUCAUCAAACUUGAAACAAACGCUAGCUAUCUAAGUAGACAGUUACAAAACAAUCGAAUUUCAUACGAACGUAUCCUUUGCCGAGUAAGACAACCGGCUACCGGUCAUUGCAAUCCUUCGGCUACACACAAUAAUGCCAUUUGCUAUAUGAAUUAUCUUCAAUGUGCACCAAAGUUUGAACUUCUUUUGCAGAAAAACAGUCAUCAUUUGGUUGAUCGACAGACUGAUUCGAAUGGAUAUCAAACUGCAGAUUUGUUGUGCCAAUUCCAUAGUAAUGGUGGCUGCCAUGGUAUCCACGAUAACAACUCAAUGCGGCAACAAUAUAGUCGCUUUUGUAGAUUCCAAUGUUAA
Dermatophagoides pteronyssinus (European house dust mite) is the source of this 2862-nucleotide messenger RNA. RefSeq names its product polyphosphoinositide phosphatase FIG4 (gene FIG4). NCBI's taxonomy places the organism in Eukaryota, Metazoa, Arthropoda, Arachnida, Sarcoptiformes, Pyroglyphidae. Gene Ontology annotation, molecular function: phosphatidylinositol-3,5-bisphosphate 5-phosphatase activity. Gene Ontology annotation, cellular component: intracellular membrane-bounded organelle. Gene Ontology annotation, biological process: phosphatidylinositol dephosphorylation. The record is from RefSeq and is a predicted model, not a curated record.